This is a messenger RNA of Naegleria lovaniensis, 1530 nucleotides long. RefSeq lists its product as uncharacterized. The coding region runs from base 1 to 1530 and encodes 509 amino acids. The transcript has a single exon. The record is from RefSeq and is a predicted model, not a curated record. NCBI's taxonomy places the organism in Eukaryota, Heterolobosea, Eutetramitea, Acrasida, Naegleriidae.
AUGUAUCCAUCGUUGGGUUAUGCUUCAAAUCCCUAUUAUUAUACAAAUGGUGCUGGAGUUGCUCAAAUACCUCCUGUGGUCGGAACGUUGUCGGCUCAGCAACAACCACCCAUCAUCAACUUGAUACCAACGGCUCAAAACGAACAACAACAACACCACAUUCCUGAGAACGUUCCUCUUCAUCAAGUCGAGCCACAACAACAAGUUCCCACAACAAACAACAGCCCAACCUGUGCACGAGGCAACAACCAUUGUUGUAACUUUUGGAAACGUUGUCGAGAACAACACAAAUUCCUUCAUGCUCUUCAAAGCAAGACAUUGUCAUGUAUUCCAAGAGCUGUGGUUGUUGGUGGAGUAUUGUUGUUCAUCUUGACAUUGAUCUUCUUAUUCACUGUUGGAUCCAGUAUUGACGGUAAAAUGGCAUACAAGAAAGAUCAAUGCUUGAUUAUGAAAGAUCCAGACAAUUUGGUAGUUCAUUUCGAUUAUGAUCGUGACAUGUAUUAUAUUAACUUGAAUGUUGAUCUUGCAAGUGGAACAAAGUAUUACAUGGGAUGUGACUCGUGUGUUGCUAAGCCACCAUCAUCAUCGACUUCAGCCGUUAAAAAGAUGUACACUUUGAGAGAAGUAUGUGCAAGCCCACUCUUACAAAAGACCUCAGAUUGUAGAGAUCGUAUUAUUGCUAAGGGAAGUUUGACUUGCAUGGUAAAUCGAAGAUUGAGAAAACGUUCUGGCAUGGAUCAUUAUUAUCAUGGACAUGGUGGUGAGAAUAAGGCUCCUGGCAAUCACCACAAGGAAGAUAACGCUGGACCACAAAUGAUGCAUCAUGGUCACCAUCAUCAUCCUGGCAUGAUGACUCGAGAAUUGCACCAUUCUGGUCCUCGUCACGGUCCACACAUAAUGACUCGUGAAAUUCCACUCUCCCAAAUUCUCUCCAAGCAAGAACCAAAUCAUGAUCAAUCCAAUGAACAAGCACAUGAUGUUCACCGUAGCGACCAUUAUGGAAGACAAUUUAACAGCGAAAUGGUCAAGACUGUACAAGAAGUGAAGAGAUCAUUCAGAAAGCAUCUCCACAGAACAGUACCAAUCUGGUUGAUUAUUUCACUCAUUGCAAUGGUCGUCUUUAUUGUGGUUGGUUACAAGCGCUUGGAAGGAAGAUCAAAAUGUUCCAUUGACAGAUUCUUUAAGCAAUACCUUAAGAAUCCAUUCAAGGAAUCUGGACAAGUCUACAAGUUGGACGAGGUCUCUCAAAGCUGUGUCAUUAUUCAAGAGCCUAAAGAACCAAAAGAUCACACCCUUCUCUCAUCUGCAACUUUGCAAAUGGAACUCCCACCUCGUAAGGAGAGAGCAUUGGCCAAGAGAAUGAAAAUGUUCUAUGGCGCUCUCAGACAUACUGCCACAGAACCACACGAAACCUUACUCUACUAUGAAAAGGUUUCCAAGAAGAAUUUGUGUUCUCAUUUCCAUGGAAACAACUCUCAAUCAUCUUGCAAUGGAAAGAGAAGAAUUGCAAAGCCAUCAAGAUUUUGUUAG